Molecule: messenger RNA, 2050 nt
Organism: Anolis carolinensis (green anole)
Lineage: Eukaryota; Metazoa; Chordata; Lepidosauria; Squamata; Anolidae
Gene: nsrp1
Product: nuclear speckle splicing regulatory protein 1
Exons: 7
Coding region: 54-1538 (494 amino acids)
Biological process (GO): regulation of alternative mRNA splicing, via spliceosome
Source: RefSeq, a predicted model, not a curated record
GAAAAGCGGGUGACGUCAGCAAAGGCAGAGGCCACGCCCCCUCCCGAGCCAAAAUGGCGGCCCCGAGCAAGCAGUAUGGACUUAUAUUUCCGAAGAAAGCACAACAGAAAACCCUCAUCAAACACGCAGUGUUUAUGGACGACUCUGAUGAAGAGUCUUCAGUGGGUGAGAGCCUCCAACGAGAAGCCUUGAAAAAGCAAGCCAUGAAACAAACCAAGCUUGAGAUCCAGAGGGCAUUGGCUGAGGACUCCACGGUGUAUGAAUACGACAACAUUUAUGACGACAUACAACAGAAGAAGGCAGAAAGCCAGGCCAGCGUCCUGGCAGGGAAAGGGGAAAAAAAGCCCAAGUACAUCCAGAAUAUACUCAAAGCUGCAGAGCUGAGGAAGAAGGAGCAGGAAAGGAGGAUGGAAAAGAAAAUCCAGAAGGAACGCGAAAUGGAAGGGGAUGCCUUUGACGACAAGGAAGCCUUUGUCACCUCAGCCUAUAAGAAGAAACUGCAAGAAAGGGCCGAAGAGGAAGAAAGAGAGAAGGAGGAGGCAGCUAUUGAAGCAAGCCUGGAUGUAACCAAGCAGAAGGACCUCAGUGGUUUUUACAGACACCUACUGAAUCAGACAGUGGGGGAAGAGGAAAUGCCCAAAUGCAGUCUUCGCGAAGCCAGGUUAAAGGAAGACAAAUCCAGUGAGAAUCCCAUGGACUCCAGGAAUACAAGCGAAAGCAGAAAUGGGGGAACAGGACCAGCGAAGGGAGAAGACAACCCAGAUGCAGACAGUGACUUGGAAAUCGAUACCAGUGAGGAUGAGAAAGUAGACCGGGAGGAAGAGAGAAAGGAGAGCAGAAAAGGCCAUGGCAGGGAUAGAUCCAAGCACCGCAAAAGCAGAAAGGACUCGAGAUCCUCCAGUGAGGAGAGAAGCCGUCCCUCAAAGGCACCAGCGAGUCACCGAGAAAAGGAGGAUGAAGCCAGAAAGGAAAAAAGAGGCAGUGAGAAGAAGCAAAGAGACCACGGAAAAGAGACACUGUUGAGGCCAGCUGAUCACCAGAGGAGGCAAGACGAAAGGGAGGACAGGCAGAGGAGUAAGGACAGGAAGGAGAGGGAUGACUAUGACCGAGAGAUGAAGAAAGAGAGGGAUAGGGAAGACAAGUACUCUGAGUGGGAGCAGCAAGUGAAAGACAGGGAAACCAGCAGAAAGGAACAUAGUGAGAAGAGAGAUGGAGGCAAAAGGGCAAAGGAAGGCAAGGAGGAGAAGCAGCAGCAGGAGGGGAAUAGCAGGAGCCCAGGACCUUCAGCUAGAGAGGACCAUCUGGACCACAGUGCAGGGGGAGGGAAAGAGAGCCCUCCACACUCAGAAAGAUCACCCAAAGUGAAACGCAAGGCUUCUGGGGAGGGAGAGGAGCAAUCUGAGAAGCCUCUGGAGCAGCAGAGUAAGUUUGCCAAGCGUAGCAACCAAGAGACGGUCAUGUCAGCCAGGGAUCGCUACCUGGCUCGCCAGAUGGCACGGAUGGGCGCAAAAGCUUACAUAGAGAAAGAGGAGGAUUAGGGUUCUUUCUGGAGAGAGAAUAUCUUGAGAAGCGGCACACGUUCCUUAGUGAAAGUUCAAAGGCCUGAGGGAGUUGCACCUUGGAGUGAAAAGGGCCAUUUACUUCCAGAGAGAAAGAUCUGAUCUUGGAACACAGGGUAGGUAAGUCAACUUGCACCUGUUUUUUUGCCCUUCUCUCCGACACCAGGCCUGUUUACACUAUGUUUCAGAGUAUAAGAGAAGGCAGCAAGUCUCCUUUUUGCUCCACAGCCUAUGCAUAAAAUCCUUUGUGGAGCUUUCUUCAUGAUCCUAUGGCCCAAAUACGAAAGGGAAAAAAAUGAAGACUUAAUGUGAUGAGGAAAUCAGACCAAGACAAGUGGUAGAAUUGUUUCUGCUUUUAUAUAUAUAUAUAAAAAAAGACCACAGUUUAGUUCCACAGCAACAUUUGAAAGCUGGAAGGUUUUGUUUGGGUUUUGUUGUUUGUUCUGUACAGAAACAUUGAAAUAAAAAGGAAAGUGGUGAAUUUUCAGUCA